CAGAACAAACAAUACGGUUGCACUUUGGAGUGCUGGCUCUGGUUACUUAGCCUCUGACUAAAGCGUGGAAUAAAUUUGCUCUCCGCAGGCAUGGCUACAUUCUCUGUUUUUUUCUUCUUUUCGGUUCUGCUUCAGCAAAAGCUCCAGAUCUUUGCAGGGCCAGUGUUCCUGGAUAAGUGGGAGGCAGAUACUCUUUUUCAGCGGUACAGGAGGGCAAACCUAGGUGCUUUUGAGGAGUUUUUUAAAGGGAAUUUGGAAAGAGAGUGCAUAGAGGAGAAGUGUAGCGUGGAGGAGGCCAGAGAAGUCUUCGAAAAUGAUGAGAAAACAAUGGAGUUUUGGUCAAGUUAUGCUUAUGGGAACCAGUGCAAAGCAACACCAUGUAAAAACCAGGGCACAUGUGAGCACCAAAAGAGCACGUACAUAUGUCACUGUCGACCAGGUUUCACUGGACAGAACUGUGAAAUAGUGACUGCCAGGCAGUGUGAUAUUAACAACGGAGGCUGCAUGCAUUUCUGUUCCACACUGGAGACUCGUGCUGCAGUGUGCUCCUGCGCUACUGGGUACAAACUGGUUGAGGAGGUUACAUGUGUGCCUGAAGUGAAGUUUCCCUGUGGUGUUAGAGAAUUGAGCAGAAAGAUUGUUGUGAGAGCUUUAGGCUCCAAACUGCCUAACAGGACAGAACCUGAAAGUAUUGUUAGUCACAAGAAAGUUACCAUUGCUAACAAAACGAUAAGCCAAACGAAGGGAAAAAUCACCACUUCUCGUUCCAAACUACCCAUGUGGUACCAUAACAACACAGAGCAGGUCAACAACAGGACUCGCAUCAUUGGUGGAGACUCGGCAUCGCCUGGAGAAAUUCCCUGGCAGGUGGCCUUGGUGCAGCGCUCCACGCAGCAGGUGUUCUGUGGAGGAUCUAUUCUAAGCGCACAGUGGGUAAUCACUGCAGCACACUGUAUAGAAGACAGCAAGCAGAGAGAGUUCUUUAUCAGAGUAGGUGAGCACGAUGUCAGCAAGAAAGAGGACACAGAGCAGGACAUAGCAGUGGAGAAGGCCAUAAUGCACCCUCGCUAUGACCCAUCCACCAGCCUAUACAACCACGAUAUAGCUCUUGUGCGCCUUGGCCGCUCCAUCGUUUUUAACAACCAGGUGCGGUCCAUUUGCCUCGGACCCAGCAGCUUUAGCGAGAGCCUGCUUCACUCUGGCACACCGGCCACCAUUAGUGGUUGGGGCCGGCUGCUGUUUCACGGAAGAACUGCAGAAAUACUUCAGAUAGCUGACGUGCCCUAUGUGGAUCGAAGUGACUGUAAGGAGAGCAGCAGUGAGCGGAUCACACACUUCAUGUUCUGUGCUGGCUAUAAGGACGCAUCAAAGGACGCGUGUCAGGGGGACAGUGGGGGACCCCAUGUCAACCAGUAUAAAGGAACAUGGUUCCUUACUGGCAUUGUUAGCUGGGGGGAGGAAUGCGCCAAAAAAGGAAAGUAUGGCGUAUACACACGGGUAGGCAGCUACUACAAAUGGAUACAGUAUGUCAUGGGGAUCACCAAAAACAAGCCAGCUAAUGAUGUUGAGUUAUAAUUUGAAGAUUUUUUUCUCUUUAUAUUAACCCCAAACCCACCCCACCCCCCACCCCCAAAACAUAGCACAGUGGCUAUGUUGGCCUCACACCUCCAGAGUUGGGGAUCAAUACCCGCCUCCCCCAUGUGUGUGGAAUUUGCAUGUUCUCCCUGUGCACUGAGGGUUUUCUCCUCCAGUUCAAAGACGUGUGUUGUAGCUGUAGGCAUCUCUAAGUUGUUUGUAAUGUGUGAAUCAGUAUGGGAUUGCUCCCUCAUAUAGGGGUUUUGUUGGAGUUGUUGACAACUAAAUAUGAACGGUUUCUUAAAUUAAAUGCAGCUUUUAGACUUCUGCUACACCAAAAAAAAAAUCAUUCUUACCUUGAUAUAGACUGCAAAAAGAAUGAACAUUUAGCCAUCAAAUAGUGUCAUAUAUUUGAAUUAGUUACACUCUCCAUUUAGUUGUUCUUGAUGAUGACAGGGGAAAAAAUACAAAAACGUACUUAGUAUUUCUUCAAAGCAAGCAUAAAAACAGGACAGGAUUCUAAAUGCAUAUCAUGCAACACCCCUCCUCCUGUCUCCUCCCUUCCUGGACUGACAGAAAUCACUUGAUAAAUUCAUCUCACAGAGCCCAAAAAGCAAGCCGUGCUAUAGCUUUGAACUCACACACUUCAGAGGAAGAGAAGAAAUGCGGUAUGCUGCAAAUAUCUGACACUCAAAGCCUACUUUUUGAUUGUGUGUGCCUAAAAAGACUCAUGGCCCAGUUCUGAAAAACCGCUGGAUCUCCCCUAUCACAGAUCAAGGCUUUUCAACCAUUUCAGGGGCUUUUCAGAGAGAAAGAGAGGGGUGUGUGUGUUUGGGUGGUGGUGGGGUUGUGGGUCUGCAGAACUCUCCAAUUAAAACAGAAUUUCUAGAAAAUCUUUUAUUUAAACUCAUGUAAUACAACCGUCCACAUAUAAAAAUUCUCCAUAAGUGCUACAGUUGCUACCUUUACAGUAUAGUGCAUACAGUACUUAUUUACAGAAAUUAAAGCUCUUCAUCAGUCAUAUUAAACUGGAAAUAACAAUGUGCAGUGUCCAUAUCACAGAGAUGCUACAGUUUUUCUGGGGCCUGGCAUAACAUUCUGAGCUGUAAAGUAAGUAACUUACGAGCAAAAUAAAUAAAUUAGCACCGUAAAGAAAUGUGCACUUUGGAGUUGGUCCUGCUGCUCCACCAAACUCAUUUCCACUUCAAACACCGACAUAUCAAAGCCAGCCCUCCAACUGGGGGCUUGAUUUGAUGUGGUAAAUUCAUAUAAGUCCACAAUCAAUAUUUAAUUAUGCGCUGAACCCAGUAGGCACAUUUCAUGACUGCGGUAAAACCUUCUCUAAUAGGAAGCAAAGAUGUAUUAAAUAAAAAAAAGUGAGCAUGUUUCAA
Messenger RNA from Tachysurus fulvidraco (yellow catfish), 2966 nucleotides. RefSeq names its product coagulation factor IXa (gene f9a). Gene Ontology annotation, cellular component: extracellular region. NCBI's taxonomy places the organism in Eukaryota, Metazoa, Chordata, Actinopteri, Siluriformes, Bagridae. The record is from RefSeq and is a predicted model, not a curated record. Gene Ontology annotation, molecular function: calcium ion binding; serine-type endopeptidase activity. Gene Ontology annotation, biological process: proteolysis; blood coagulation. Bases 91 to 1575 code for a protein of 494 amino acids. The transcript has 8 exons.